AUGGGCACUAGCUUCAAACACAUUUCUUUAGACGUUAUGGGAGCAUUUGGUUUUGGGCAAUCAUUCAACCUACAAACAUCUACCGAGAACCAUUUUCUUUCAGGGAUGAUUGCUGGAAUAUUAACCAGAGGGGGAGUUUUACUCCAAUGUCAAGCUUUUCAAAAAAUCAGAAUCGAAAGAUUCUACAACCGGAAAGUCCAUACGGCGGUUAUGAAAUAUCACUCUACGGUGAGUAAGCUGGUUGCAGAUAGAUUGAAGCAAAAUAAGAACGCAAAGAGUGAUUUAUUUUCUUUCAUUUUCGAUGCACAGUAUUCGAAUAAUGAUAAACAUGAAGAUAAUGAAACGAUGACGGUUUCGGAAUUAUUUACUGAGAGAGGAUUUUUACUUGCUGCUGGUUCUGAUACAUCCUCAACGACUCUCUCCGCCCUUCUCUUCUACCUCUCUCGAUACCUAAAAUGUUACGAAAAAGUCACCACAGAAAUCCGAUCUACCUUCUCCUCCCUCUCUGAAAUUCAUAGCGGCCCAAAGAUCACCUCUCUCAAGUAUCUACGCGCUUGUAUUGGAGAAGCUCUCCGUAUGAGUCCACCCCUCGGCUCCGCACUCUGGAGAGAAUUUCGUUCUGGAGGUAUCACCAUAGAUGGCGAGUUUAUCCCUGCAGGCUACGAUAUAGGAUGUGCAGUCUAUGCUGUGCAGCACAAUGAAGGCUAUUUCCCCCAUUCCUUUGAAUUUCAACCCGAGCGCUGGAUAGUAUCAGAACGAAAUCCGCAGGAAAAAAUUGAGGAGAUGAAAAUGGCAUUUGCACCAUUUAGUUUGGGACCGAGAGGAUGUCCGGGGAAAGUGAUGGCGUAUAUGGAGAUGGGGAUUAUGAUGGCGAGGAUGGUGUUUUCUUUUGAUUUUAGGAGGCCAGGGGAUGGGGGGUUGGGACAGGUGGAUGAAGGGGUGCUGGGUAAUCAGGGGGGAGGGGAAGAGUAA
This is a messenger RNA of Botrytis byssoidea, 972 nucleotides long. RefSeq lists its product as uncharacterized. The transcript is spliced from 2 exons. The record is from RefSeq and is a predicted model, not a curated record. Bases 1 to 972 code for a protein of 323 amino acids. Gene Ontology annotation, molecular function: iron ion binding; heme binding; oxidoreductase activity, acting on paired donors, with incorporation or reduction of molecular oxygen. NCBI's taxonomy places the organism in Eukaryota, Fungi, Ascomycota, Leotiomycetes, Helotiales, Sclerotiniaceae.